Molecule: messenger RNA, 216 nt
Organism: Microthlaspi erraticum
Lineage: Eukaryota; Viridiplantae; Streptophyta; Magnoliopsida; Brassicales; Brassicaceae
Source: the annotation of a GenBank genome assembly
AUGGCAAAGUCUUGUAAGGGUCUUGCUGAGGAGCUUGUCAAGUGUCUCAGUGAAUCGAUGUGUGUCAAGGACGAAAAAAGGUCAAUUAGGGACUGCGCUGGUGAAAAGAGCCCAUGUAUACCGAGCGAGUGUGUUGGCCUAAGGGAAACCUACUUCAAUUGUAAAAGAGGACAGGUAGACAUGAGAGCCAGGAUUCGAGGAAACAAAGGCUACUAA